AUGAUGCACUCCUACAACCAACACCCGGGCAACUCCCAACAGCCAACACCGCCUGGGACGUCUCGCCCUUGGGACUACCCGGUGCAUGACACAAGCAGCUCGACUGCACCUAUGCCAUUACAAUCUACUACGGCAGACAUAAUGGAGAUGCACGGCUUAGAGUCCGCCGACUCUCAAGAGGCGCAAGGGACGAUGCCGGACCCGACAGCCCACUUCCACUGGGGAUCUUACGGGGUGUCUAGUACAGAGCCUCAAGAUGACAUGUCACCUCAUAUGGCUCAUCAGUCUCUGUUCCCAGUACAACAGCUCCCAGGUGUGGCCCCGUCAGCCUUGAUGCAUACUACCUCCCAGAUGCCACUUACGGCCGCUCCGUCCCAUGUACCGAUUCUGCAGCAGUCUCCCGACCCGCGCGACCUCGGAUCAUCUGCGACGCCAAUAAACAGCCUACAACACCACUACGGGCACCUAGGCCACCACGUACCGCACGUAAUGAUUGACUUCGCGCCGUCCUCAUAUAGCUCGAGAAAAACCUCAAAGUCUUCCAGGACGGGACGAUCAGGACGAUCGACAAAACGAGCGCGUGCUCCAAGCCGAGCGGUCCCGAACUCAGGUGCCCAGCAAGACUCCCUGGGCGGUGGUACCUCACCGGGGUCGAACCGUGCCCCCAGUAAGAGACUCACCUUGAAAGAAGGCGCUAAGGAGGAAGACCGCUAUCUCCUGGAGCUCAGGUGCCAGAUGAACGAUGACAAGGGCAAGGGCAUGUGGGAUCAGAUCUGCACGGCAUUUUCAGACCGAUUCGAACCAAAAGAGAGGGCAACGCUUCAGAUGUCGCUCACAAGAUCGGUACUCAAGUACGCAGAGUGGCCCGCGGACGAGGACGAGGCUCUGAGACGAGCCGUCGAGGAAUACGAGCGACGCCGCCCCACGGAGCUGCUCAAGCUGAUGAAGGAAUACGGCGGCUGCCAGGCCUGGGACUGGAAAGACGGGCACGUCGUCAAGCGGCUGGUCGAGCUGGGCAUCGACGAGUUCGACAGCGAGGAGCCGGCCAAGAAGCCGCGGCGGCAACGCAAGAACGCCAUCCGCAAGCAAUCGCCCAGCAGGCCAUGGGCGGCGUCCAUGAACAGCCAACACCACAUGCCCCACUACAACGACGGCAGCGACAUCCACACUGUGACAGCCGAGCAGGAGAAGUACCUACUGGAGCAGUUCUGCAAGCCCGAGCACGAGACCCCCGAGCCGGAGCCGAUGCACCAUGGCAUGGAGGACGCGCCGCUGAUGGACCAUCAAAACGCGGGCGCGGAGAGGGAGCGCGGGGAGGACCAGAGCGCACGCGUGGCGAAGCAGGCUUGUGAGCAGAUGCUCCCCAAGAGGAGCGACCACCAGAUGUACACCUCCAUUGCUCCCGGCCACCACCACCAGCCGCUCCACCAUCAACACAUGUCUCGAUAG
Messenger RNA from Anthostomella pinea, 1449 nucleotides. Lineage: Eukaryota; Fungi; Ascomycota; Sordariomycetes; Xylariales; Xylariaceae. The record is from the annotation of a GenBank genome assembly.